CGCAAGUGGGCGAGGGAGCUGAGGCGAGGAAGUCACAGCAAGGCAUUGUAGCAAGAUGUUCGGAGAGCAACUUUGGUUCAUGGGUGCUGCACAUGAGUACAACCCCAAUGACGAUUCGUCAUGUGGUACUGGCGAUUGUGCAGAUGUCGAACCUUAUGCUUCAUGGAAUCGAGAUCUGCUGUCUUCGAUGCCAACAGAAGCCCAGUAUCGUAAGCUCCUGACGGACCCGAGCAAGAUCUGGUGCUUCACGGGACAGGCAGGUCUUGGCAGGGCAUAUAACCCGAACUUGAAGUGUUGAGCGUGAAAAGGUUUUGCAGAAUCGUUCCUGUUUCAACUGUUCGGAUGGAAGUCAUAAAGUAGUAACCUU
Guillardia theta CCMP2712 is the source of this 367-nucleotide messenger RNA. RefSeq lists its product as hypothetical. Bases 56 to 298 code for a protein of 80 amino acids. The transcript is spliced from 6 exons. NCBI's taxonomy places the organism in Eukaryota, Cryptophyceae, Pyrenomonadales, Geminigeraceae. The record is from RefSeq and is a predicted model, not a curated record.